Equus caballus (horse) is the source of this 3377-nucleotide messenger RNA. The record is from RefSeq and is a predicted model, not a curated record. Lineage: Eukaryota; Metazoa; Chordata; Mammalia; Perissodactyla; Equidae.
GCGCGGCGCUCAGGGACGCAGCGUCGGUUGUCAGCCGAACCCGGAAUUCUCCGCUGCCUCUGCGCCGCGCGGCCUAGUUGUCGUCUACCGCGGAAGGGCCGCGGGGGCUGCGCCGCGACACUGAGGGGAACGUUCUCGCAUUCCGAGGCGACGGCCCGAGCGGACUGGGCCGGGGGUCCACGCGCUCUCACGCUCCCGCCGCAGCUGACGCCUCCGGGGCCGCGGGCCGUCAGGCCGGGCCCCCGCGUGCUGCAAGGGAGCCGAAGGCCUUGCCAGUCUUGGGAGGGGAGCUGAGGUGCCCGUCCGGCCUGCGACCACCCUGCCCAGCCGGGCGGAGCCCGCACGCAUCUUGCUGACGGGGUGGGGGGAAGGGACGGGGUCGUCGUCCCGUAGGUCUACAGCGGGCGCAAGACCUAAUGACAGCUUCCCCCUCAGAGAGUCUGGGGGGCGGUGCGGGCCUCGCAGAGCUUGGAGAGAAGGCAGUUUUGUCCAAAAGCCCCUCCCUCCCUUCUCUAAGCAUCCCAGACUCUGCGCUUCAGUGGCCAGAAAGUUGCAAUUCUCCUCAUUCAGUCAGAAAACUGCAAGUGCGACUCCCAGAGGCCGGGCUGUUAACUGCCACAGCUGCUCGAGCGGGCGGAGAGUCGGAGGGCGAGGGGAGCCCGGGGUCCGGAGGGCGCUCUGAAUGCGUCAGGAGGAGCCCGCCGGGAAGGCCCUCGUGUUAGGGAAGGCGUGGGCGGCGGCUGUUCGGAAUCUGUUCACGGCUGUUCAUAGUCACAAGUAUUGAUUUUUAAUUAAACGGAGAAAACAAGAUGAUUAUGAAUUCUCAUUACUAAAUAAGCUAAUUUUUUAGUUUUUCCAGGGGCUCUGUUAUUUGUGACCACAAUGAAAAAUGCAGACAGUGAUGAUCUGAUUACUAACAAACUUCCCUCGCUCAAGAGCUCGAAAGAAUGGUUGGACCCCCAGCCACUUUCUUUUACGCAGACAUUAGCUGAAGAAGAUAUUGAUGCAGCUAUUCAAUCAAUAUUAUAUAGAGAAAACUACAUGAUUAAGGAACUAGAUAAGUAUUUACAACAUCAUAACUUCUUAAAUGCAAGAAGAAAAGAGAUAUUAUAUAAAAGAUGGGUUGACCAUGUGGCAGAUCCUCUCCAGAAGAAAAUUAUAGAAAAAGUUUGUUCACAUAAGAAGAUUAAGAAAAGGAGACAAGAGGAAUUAGAUGGUUUUUUAAAACAUGUAAAUAAAAAGGGAAAUGCAUUUAUAGAGCAUUAUGAUCCAAAAGAGUAUGAUCCUUUUUAUACAAGAAAAGAGGACCCAAAUUUUCUGAAGGCAUUAGCUAGAGAAGACAUUGAUGAAGCUGUACAUGCAAUAUUAUUUAGAGAAAAUUAUGUUGUGAAGGAAAGAAGAAAGGAGAUGUUACAUAAAAAAUGGAUUCAAAAUGUUGCAGAGCCUCUUCAGCAGAGAAUUAUGGAAAAAGUAAUUUCAUACAGAGGGUUGGAAAAAACGAAGCAAGAGAAUUUUGAAUAUUUUUUAAAGCACGCAAAUAAAACGGAAAUGAUUGGAGACCUGUGUGAUCCUGAGGUAUACAAUCCUUUUUAUAUGAUGAAAAAGGACCCAAAUUAUGGAAAGGUUACAGUCCCACCGUUUUAUGAUCCUCUGUUUAGAAGACAGCAAGAGAUGGAUGAAGAGAAGAGAGCUAUUUUUCAAUACAAGACAGGAAAACGAUAUACCUUAAAAGAAUUUAAAGAACUAGAGAAGGCCAGGCUGUAUGCCAAAUUGCCACAGUUCACUUUCACUCUGCACAGUGUGAUUCCAAAAGAACGGCACAAAGCCUCUGCGAGACCUGCGAGAGGGAGGGCCCGUGGGGGAUGCAGUCCUGAAAAGCUUAUCUGUGCAGAAAAGAAAUAUCUGUCUGAUAAAGAGAAAAAGACCACCGACCUAAGUCAGGUUGUUUUUGAAAGGCAGUUUCAUUGCUCGAAGCUCAGCCAGGGGAAUAACAGGAAGGAAAAGAAGGAUCUGGUUUUAGGAACCAGAAGGAACAGACCCCAAUCCUGGGCAGCUGGAGAAGGCCGGCACAGAAGGGGGCCCCAGCCUAUGGAGAGAAGAGUGAUGACAGCAGAGGUCCUGGCGCAGCACCUGGCUGCCCUGCAGCUGGGGCUCCAGCGGGACAGCCGGAACUGCAUCAGCUGUGAGGAGGCGUCUGUAAUAAAGCUUCGCUGAACCUGAGUUUGCAGUGUCUAUACAACAGUUAAAAUACUCCCAACAUGUUUUCUCUCUCCAGAAGUGGAAAGAUAUUGCAAGAAAUAUCCAGAUAAUAAUAGUUGCUGUUUAUCGAGCACCUGCUGUGAACCAGGAACUGCGUGAGGUAUCUUAUAUUCAUUUAAAGGUUUUUCACAGCAAGAUAGUAUUUCUCUCAAAACAUGAAGCUCAGAGAGGUUCAGUGGCUUGCUCAAGGUCAAUUGCAUGGCUUGAAAGUGCAGUGUUCUGUUCCAAGUCCAGUCCCUCUGGUCCCAAAGCACACGUUCAUUCUCUCUGCUCACCUCCACCCAGACUUGGUGAUGUCAGUCACGCUGCUCAGAAUUUGGGUCCUCUUUCUGAGACCGGACUUAGCCCGCUCACCUGCCUCGGCACCCUCACCCUGACGAGCGCCGAAGGGGCUCGCUGGGCCUUCCUCACGGCUGCUCAGUCCUUCCCUGUGGAUGUGUGAGUAUUCUCAGGGUGCAUCCUCCUCUCCCCUCCCCAUGCCCUUCAGAAAAUCAGGAGAGAACUUGAUUUCUUAAGGGCAGAGCUGCGUUCCUAGGGCAGAGGGGGUGACUGAAGUUGCUGGGGGUGCUGACAUUGAGUUUCCUCUAUAGUUUUGUAGAAGUCUGACUCACAUCCCCCAGGCUCCUCUGUCCUAACUCUGAAAAGAGUCUGAUGUAUCUAGACGUAGAGAAAUGGCACGAGCCACAGUUCAUCCCAGCGAGAGGUCAAGUCCCCACUGUCCUGGGGAAAGGGUUAUUCUGUAGCUAUGGUCACAAAUAACCCCAGAGCUGGCUUUAGACCUGCCUGACGCAUCAGUAACAGCCUGUUGCUUUGGAAGUCAGCCAGUCAGAGGCAGCGUUGUUGGACAUCACCCUACAUCUGCCUCCAUAACCAACACAAAAUUCGUUUCCCAAACCCUACAGAAGAUCAGCAGUUUGCUUUACUCAGCAAGGCCGUGCCUGAGCAGCCAAACUUUCCCUUAAUUAAGCAACAGAGUCAGUUUUGGUUUCGGAUACUGAGUGGUGUCUUCCUUCAACACAGGCAUACUUCUCUUAUGUGUAUGUUGUAACCAAUCCAGGCCCAGGAUCAACGCCUGAAAUGAUUAAGUGAUGGGUUUUUAAAAAUAUGAAUAUUCUGAA